AUAAAUGCAUAGGAAAACAGUAGAAAAACGAAAAGCAUAUGAAUCCAUAAACCAAACCUAACCCAUCCAAACCCAGCCGAGCCGAAAUGAGCCGAGCCGGUUCAAUGAUUUAAGUUUGAGAUUCCAAACGUGUGCACCGCACGCCCCUCUAUUUAUACCCCUCAACUUCUACCCACCGUUUUCUCUCUCACACACCACACUACUGUCUCUCACUUUCUCUCUCACCGCCAUCAAUCUCACACGCGCCGCCGUCACCAUGGCCGAUUCCCGCCGUCCCCGCCGCCAGCCCAGCCGCCUGCAGUCUCACGCUCCCUCGUCGCUUCAGAUAAACCGCUCCGUCCAGUGGAACGUGGCCAUCCCGCUGCUCUCCCCGCUGGCUUCGUCGCCGCCGCCGCCUCCUCCUCCGCCGCAGAAGGAUGAGCCACUGCAGCAUCAGCGGCCGCCGGAGAAAAUCGUCUUCAAAAAGUGGCAGCACCCCGCGGCUCCGUUCUGCUACGAACCACCCUCGGUGGUUGCACCCUUCGUUAACGUGUAAAUAACUAAGAAAAAAAAAUGAUUAUGUGAUCUAACAUGUUUCCAUUUCCAUUUUCAAUUUUUUUUCUUUGUGUAGACACGUAUAUAAACCCUCAUAAUAUUAAGUAAUAAUAGUAUGACCAAGUUUUGUUUCUUCUUUGGAUUAAA
Messenger RNA from Vigna unguiculata (cowpea), 681 nucleotides. RefSeq lists its product as uncharacterized. The record is from RefSeq and is a predicted model, not a curated record. NCBI's taxonomy places the organism in Eukaryota, Viridiplantae, Streptophyta, Magnoliopsida, Fabales, Fabaceae.